Molecule: messenger RNA, 1183 nt
Organism: Prorocentrum cordatum
Lineage: Eukaryota; Dinophyceae; Prorocentrales; Prorocentraceae
Source: the annotation of a GenBank genome assembly
GAUGCUCAAUCUUGUCGCGCUCACGCACGCGAUGGCUCUCCCUGACAGCGAGGAUCGCCUGAGGCGCGAGCCCGCGCUGGCAGACGUCGGCGAGAGCAGCAGCACCGGCGACGAGGAGAGGCCAGGGCCUGGCGCCGCGCGGAGGGCAGUGCUGCGGCGUACGGGCCACCAGAGGAGGCGCAAGUUCCUGGACGCCGCCCUGGCGACCGCAGCCGGGGGUCUCAGCAGCUUCCUCGAGGAGAGCUCGGUGACGCCCAGGGUGCUGGAACGAUGCCAGGCCGAAGUGGCGGGCUUCACGGACUUCGCAGGAGAGCGGCCGCUGGCGCGCGACGAGCAAGUCGACGGCGUGCUGGUGGAGUACUUCAACUUCCUCUUUUUCAAAGGCUGGGAUGCCAACAAAGGGGAGCAGAUCCUUGCUGGCCUGAUGUGCUUGGCGCCGGAGUUGUCGCGGGCUGUAGCCUGGAGGUUAGUCGAGCGCAACCUCUUGCAGAUGGCGGUCUUCCUCCUGGUCUCGCUCGGCAGUUACCUGAGGCCGAACGAGCCGAUGGGCCUCAAGGCGCGUGGCGUGAUUGCGCCUGCUGCUGGCAUCUCCCCGUUCUGGAGCCUGCUGCUCUUCCCUUCUCAGCAGAUCGAGCGGAGCAAGACCGACCUCAGCGACGUCAGCAUCGAGAUGGACUCGCCCUACUUGCAGUUCAUAGGCCCGAUCCUGAGGGUACUGGCCAGCGGGCCGAAGCACGAGGUGGUUUGGACCUUCACGUAUCCUCAGUGUCUCCAGGAGUUCAAGACCUCGCUGUCCGAGCUCGGCAUCACAGAGACGAUAGUGCCGUAUCAGACGCGGCACUCGGGACCGUCGAUCGACAUCGCGAGGCGGUAUCGGACGGUGGCCGAGGCACAGCGUCGCGGGCAGUGGGCAAGCAUCAAGAGUGUCCGGCGGUGCGAGAAGGGCGCCAGGCUGGGGGGGAGUUGGGAGCUUCUUCCAGUCGGAGUGCGCCAGCUGCUGGAGGCAUGCGAGGGAGCGCUCGAGGACAUACUCUGCGGCAGCCGCUACAUCCUCGACCUCUACUCGGGGACAGGCGGCGUCGCGCGGGCCGCGGUCCAGCAGGGUUGCAACGCUCACGCGCACGAUCGUGCCCGCGGGCUCCACGAGGACUUGACAGCGCCCAGAGUGAUCAAGUGUGUGACG